AUGGACGGCGGCAGCCACCGCGUGUCCGUCUUCACCUGUGCUCUUUUCUGUGGGGGCCUCUUCCUUUCCGGUGUGCCCAUCGGCUACCUGAUCCCCACAUGGUUCUUGGGAGCACUCUUUAUGAAUAGCUCCAUAAGCCUCGUGGAGGAUGCGCUGCUUUCCUACCGUCAUCUUCCCACCUCGAAGGUGUCCUUGGCUGGCGUCCGGCUACCCUCUCCUGAGUACGGUAUCACCCUCGCAUGCAUUGCUGUUGCCGUGGUGUGGUCGCCUUUCGCAGGCAUUGGUACUGGACUGGCACUCAGCAUCUUCGAGUUCUUGUGGCAAAGCUCGCAGAGCACUCCAGUGAGUGGCGUGAGCUCCGGGCACCUGAGCAUGGGUCGUACGAAGCGCCCUGUUUGGGAGCUUCGUGUCCUACGAAAGGAAGGAGACCGAAUUGUUUUGCUCUUCCUGCAGGGUCGGCUUUUCUUCGGCUCUGCUGAGCAAGUUUCGCAAGUCUUGAACACCGCCACCGACGAUGCCGCGGGCCGCCUGAAGUACUGCGUGUUGAGUUUUUCACGAGUGAUUGACAUCGACGCAUCUGCCGCCAAGCAAGUCAAGACCUCCGUGGAGAAGGCCUUCCGCAGUGGCGUCCACGUCUUCUUCAGCCGAAUGUCGCCAGACGUCUUCCAGGAGCUCUCCAUGGCUGGAGCAAUCAAGUCACCUGACCCCGCCCUGCGCCAGGCUGACCAAAGUUUGCUGAAGGUUUCUGGUUUGGAUUUUAAUGGUUGA
Molecule: messenger RNA, 768 nt
Organism: Symbiodinium necroappetens
Lineage: Eukaryota; Dinophyceae; Suessiales; Symbiodiniaceae
Source: the annotation of a GenBank genome assembly